Molecule: messenger RNA, 492 nt
Organism: Ylistrum balloti
Lineage: Eukaryota; Metazoa; Mollusca; Bivalvia; Pectinida; Pectinidae
Product: keratin-associated protein 29-1-like
Exons: 1
Coding region: 1-492 (163 amino acids)
Source: RefSeq, a predicted model, not a curated record
AUGACUCUAGAUAUCUCCCCUUGUAAGUCAUCAGAGGGUCAGUCCAUGACUCUAGAUAUCUCCCCUUGUAAGUCAUCAGAGGGUCAGUCCAUGACUCGAGAUAUCUCCUCUUGUAAGCCAUCAAAGGGUCAGUCCAUGACUCUAGAUAUCUCCUCUUGUAAGUCAUCAAAGGGUCAGUCCAUGACUCUAGAUAUCUCCCCUUGUAAGUCAUCAGAGGGUCAGUCCAUGACUCUAGAUAUCUCCUCUAGUAAGUCAUCAGAGGACCAGUCCAUGACUCUAGAUAUCUCCUGUUGUAAGCCAUCAGAGGACCAGUCCAUGACUCUAGAUAUCUCCCCUUGUAAGCCAUCAGAGGACCAGUCCAUGACUCUAGAUAUCUCCCCUUGUAAGCCAUCAGAGGGUCAGUCCAUGACUCUAGAUAUCUCCCCUUGUAAGUCAUCAGAGGACCAGUCCAUGACUCUAGAUAUCUCCCCUUGUAAGUCAUCAGAGGGUUAG